CAUAUAUAUAUAUACCAGAACAGAACUCGCACCAUUCCAUUUCUCUCCUCCACCAAAAUCAAGUUUUACUUUUGUGAUUCCCACACACAGGAAGGAAAUCAUCUCCUCUCUCACCCCUUUUUCUUUUUCUUCCUCUUCUGUGCAAGAAAAAUGGCAUGAUUCUUUACUAGCUCUUCGUCUUCGUCUUCAAGUUCAAGUCUUUUCACUUCAUUUCUCAGUUUCAAUCUUCUGCGCUUUCACUCUCUCGAGAUGGGCAGCAACAAGGGCAUCACACUUGAAGAGAUCAAGAACGAAGCUGUUGAUUUGGAACGAAUUCCGGUGGAGGAAGUGUUUGAGCAGUUAAAAUGUACAAAAGAAGGUCUAACAUCAGAGGAAGGGGAAAACAGACUGAAAAUAUUUGGUCCAAACAAAUUGGAGGAGAAAAAGGAGAGCAAGAUUCUCAAGUUUCUGGGCUUCAUGUGGAACCCCUUGUCUUGGGUCAUGGAGGCCGCUGCUUUGAUGGCUAUAGUCCUUGCAAAUGGAGACGGGAGGCCACCUGAUUGGCAGGACUUUGUUGGUAUCGUUGCCUUAUUGUUCAUCAACUCCACCAUCAGUUUCAUUGAAGAAAACAACGCUGGAAAUGCUGCAGCAGCUCUUAUGGCUGGACUUGCACCGAAAACCAAGGUUCUGAGAGACGGUCGAUGGACUGAGCAAGAUGCAUCUAUCCUUGUUCCAGGAGACAUUAUAAGCAUAAAGCUCGGAGAUAUCAUCCCUGCUGAUGCUCGGCUUCUUGAGGGUGAUCCUUUGAAGGUUGAUCAGUCGGCCUUGACAGGCGAAUCUCUUCCUGUCACCAAGAACCCUUCAGACGAAGUUUUCUCAGGGUCGACAUGUAAACAGGGAGAGAUUGAAGCUGUUGUCAUAGCGACCGGUGUCCAUACUUUCUUUGGUAAGGCUGCUCAUCUAGUGGAUAGCACCAACCAAGUAGGGCAUUUUCAGAAGGUUCUCACUGCCAUCGGAAACUUUUGCAUCUGCUCGAUUUUUGUUGGAAUAAUCAUUGAGAUCAUAGUCAUGUACCCGAUACAACACAGGAAGUACAGGGAUGGAAUUGACAAUUUGCUGGUUCUCUUGAUUGGAGGAAUCCCGAUUGCUAUGCCCACUGUGUUAUCUGUUACUAUGGCUAUUGGUUCCCACCGACUUUCUCAGCAGGGGGCGAUCACGAAGCGAAUGACUGCCAUAGAGGAAAUGGCAGGCAUGGAUGUCCUCUGCAGUGACAAAACGGGAACCCUCACUUUGAAUAAGCUGACUGUUGACAAAAGCCUCAUAGAAGUUUUUGUGAAGGGAGUAGAUAAAGAGCAAGUGAUUUUGCUUGCAGCAAGGGCUUCAAGAACUGAAAAUCAGGAUGCAAUUGACGCAGCCAUUGUGGGCAUGCUUGCUGAUCCAAAAGAGGCAAGAGCUGGUAUAAGAGAGGUGCAUUUUCUACCUUUCAACCCUGUGGAUAAGAGGACUGCAUUAACAUACAUAGACUCCAAUGGGAACUGGCAUCGUGCCAGCAAAGGUGCUCCUGAGCAGAUACUGGCACUGUGCAAUAGCAAGGAGGAUGUUCGAAAGAAAGUUCACGCUGUUAUUGAUAAGUUUGCUGAACGUGGGCUUCGUUCCUUGGCAGUUGCUCGACAGGAAGUUCCUGAGAAAAUGAAAGAGAGUCCUGGAGGACCAUGGCAGCUUGUUGGUUUGUUACCUUUGUUUGAUCCACCUAGGCAUGACAGUGCAGAAACAAUCAAAAGAGCCCUGAAUCUUGGUGUGAAUGUGAAGAUGAUUACUGGUGACCAACUUGCUAUAGCCAAGGAAACGGGCCGCAGGCUUGGAAUGGGGACGAACAUGUACCCAUCUUCAUCAUUGCUCGGCCAAGACAAAGAUGAAUCUAUAGCAGGACUCCCUGUAGAUGAGUUGAUUGAGAAAGCUGAUGGUUUCGCUGGAGUAUUUCCCGAGCACAAGUAUGAAAUUGUGAAGAGACUGCAAGAAAGAAAGCACAUUUGUGGUAUGACUGGAGAUGGUGUGAAUGACGCUCCUGCUCUAAAGAAGGCAGAUAUAGGCAUUGCUGUUGCUGAUGCAACCGAUGCUGCUAGAAGUGCUUCUGACAUUGUCUUGACUGAACCCGGGCUGAGUGUCAUAAUAAGUGCAGUUCUUACUAGCCGUGCUAUUUUCCAGAGAAUGAAAAACUACACGAUAUAUGCCGUCUCAAUUACAAUCCGUAUAGUGUUUGGAUUCAUGCUUAUUGCUUUGAUAUGGAAAUUUGACUUUGCCCCAUUCAUGGUCCUAAUCAUUGCUAUCUUGAAUGAUGGAACCAUCAUGACAAUCUCAAAGGAUCGAGUGAAGCCAUCUCCAAUACCAGACAGUUGGAAACUAAAAGAAAUCUUUGCCACUGGAGUUGUCUUAGGAGGCUACUUGGCACUAGGGACAGUGUUAUUCUUUUGGGUCAUGAAAGAUACCAACUUCUUCUCAGACAAGUUUGGUGUAAGAUCUUUGAGGGACAGUCCUCGGGAAAUAAUGGCAGCACUAUACCUUCAAGUGAGUAUUGUGAGCCAAGCGCUAAUAUUCGUCACAAGGUCUCGUAGCUGGUCUUAUGCUGAACGUCCGGGAAUGUUCUUGCUGAGUGCUUUCUUGAUAGCUCAGCUGGUUGCCACCCUGAUAGCUGUUUAUGCAAACUGGGGCUUUGCAAAGAUUAAAGGAUGCGGUUGGGGUUGGGCCGGCGUUAUCUGGCUUUACAGCAUUGUAACCUACAUUCCUCUCGACAUCCUAAAGUUCUGUAUUCGCUAUGUCUUGAGUGGAAAGGCCUGGGAUAAUCUAUUGGAGAACAAGACUGCUUUUACUACCAAGUCCAACUAUGGGAAGGAAGAGAGAGAAGCUCAAUGGGCUGCAGCACAGAGGACUUUGCACGGUCUUCAACCACCAGAAACGACCAACCUUUUCCCCGAAAAAAGCAGUUACAGGGAGCUCUCAGAGAUUGCAGAACAAGCCAAACGACGUGCAGAGGUUGCAAGGCUCAGAGAGUUGCAUACACUGAAAGGGCACGUUGAGUCUGUCGUGAAGCUGAAAGGACUAGACAUCGAUACGAUCCAACAGCAUUACACCGUCUGAUCAAUGUCCUGCCUGAAGAAAAUGAAAGCUGAAGUUUAGUGUAAUGCUAGUAAAUCUGCUAGAAGUACUUAUUCACUUCUGCCGUGGUAGUUACAGUUAGUAUGUUAACUGUUGGUUCAGACUUUGUGUUUCUCAAGCUUGAAGCAGAGGGUGCUUCAUCGGUCCCCCUACCGGCAAUAUAAUGGCGAAGAAGAUGGCUUUUGAUUAAGUUUUUAUCUUGAUAUUGUAGCUUGGAAUAACAUGAUGGGAUCAUGAAAUCAAACAAGAGUCAGCUGCUCAUCACUUGGUCUACUGCUACAAAUUUGAACCAUUCAUUCAUUGGCAAUUGAAUUGUCUAUUGCAAAUUGGUACAGAGUUUACGACUGAAAUUAUAGAAGUCAUGGAUAUCUGUUGAUC
Sesamum indicum (sesame) is the source of this 3510-nucleotide messenger RNA. Its product is annotated as plasma membrane ATPase 4. Gene Ontology annotation, cellular component: membrane. The record is from RefSeq and is a predicted model, not a curated record. NCBI's taxonomy places the organism in Eukaryota, Viridiplantae, Streptophyta, Magnoliopsida, Lamiales, Pedaliaceae. Gene Ontology annotation, biological process: proton export across plasma membrane. Gene Ontology annotation, molecular function: ATP binding; P-type proton-exporting transporter activity; ATP hydrolysis activity.